Messenger RNA from Gavia stellata (red-throated loon), 1100 nucleotides. RefSeq names its product KLF transcription factor 3 (gene KLF3). Bases 1 to 1047 code for a protein of 348 amino acids. The transcript is spliced from 5 exons. Gene Ontology annotation, molecular function: DNA-binding transcription factor activity, RNA polymerase II-specific; RNA polymerase II cis-regulatory region sequence-specific DNA binding. The record is from RefSeq and is a predicted model, not a curated record. NCBI's taxonomy places the organism in Eukaryota, Metazoa, Chordata, Aves, Gaviiformes, Gaviidae. Gene Ontology annotation, biological process: regulation of transcription by RNA polymerase II.
AUGCUAAUGUUUGACCCAGUCCCUAUCAAGCAAGAAGCCAUGGAGCCUGUUUCAGUGUCAUACCCGUCCAAUUACAUGGACCAAAUGAAGCCAAAUAAAUACAGCGUCAUUUAUUCUACACCGAGUAUGUUGCACAAUAAAUUCUACUCAAACCCCGAAGGACUAUCAAAUGGAAUCCAGAUGGAGCCAGUAGACCUUACGGUGAACAAACGGAGCUCACCACCUUCAACUGGAAGUUCUCCUUCCCCCUUAAAAUUUCAGACUGUGCAUAGGAGAACUUCACCUGGAUUGACUCUGUCCUCACCCAGCUCACCUCUCAGUAAAUUCACACCAUCACCCCCAGGAGUACAGCCUAUCUCCAUGCCGAUAACAAUCCCACCUGUAAUGGCCGCUGCUCUUUCACGCCACGGACUGAGAAGCCCUGGAAUACUCCCAGUUAUACAGCCUGUUGUGGUCCAGCCGGUUCCUUUUAUGUAUGCUCCCCAUCUUCAGCAGCCCAUCAUGGUGUCCACAGUUCUUGCAGAUGAAAUGGAAACUCCAAGUAGCAUGCAAGUGCCUGUCAUUGAGUCUUAUGAGAAGCCUACACUGAAGAAAACAAUCAAAGUAGAGCCAGGAAGUGAACCAUCGAAGACUGACUUCUAUCCUGAACAAAUGUCACCUCCAGUGAUGACCUCAUUGUCUCCCCAGCAAGUAAUGUUGCAAGAGAAUCACCCUUCAGUUAUAGUGCAGCCAGGAAAGAGACCUUUACCUGUGGAAUCUCCAGACACACAAAGAAAGCGCAGAAUACAUCGAUGUGAUUAUGAAGGCUGCAACAAAGUCUACACUAAAAGCUCGCAUCUGAAAGCUCACAGAAGAACCCAUACAGGUGAAAAACCGUACAAAUGCACUUGGGAGGGAUGCACGUGGAAAUUUGCUCGUUCUGAUGAACUAACGCGGCAUUUCCGCAAGCAUACAGGAAUCAAACCUUUUCAGUGCCCAGACUGUGACCGUAGCUUUUCACGUUCGGACCAUCUUGCUCUUCACAGAAAACGCCACAUGCUAGUCUGAAUGUCUUCUGUCCCUGACUCCUGUCACACUUUUUUUUUUUUUUUCCACACAUG